UUCUUUUUAGGGUUAGGGUUUCUCCGAUCCCGAACCCUUAUCUCCUGGUUCUUGCCUGUUUAUUGUCCUCCUCCUUCUAGGUUUAGGGUUAAGAAACUUGUUAUCGGGGUAGGUUUCUUCUUCUACUCCGUUUAUUUCCUGGGGGUUUUUGUUUCGUUCCUGUUGUUGAGAUUGUUCUACGGGGUUGAGUUUGUGGUCUUUUUGCUCCGUGUAGCUGUCUGGUAAUUUAGGGUUAGGAUUUGUUCGAUAGUAUUGACGUUGGAGCGAAGAUGAUGCAACCUGCAACUGGCGUCGUUCCUCCUCCCAUGGCUCCUUCACAGAUGGAUCAACAACACCAGCAUCAACACCAACAGCAGCCACCACCGCAGCAGCAGUGGAUGAUGAUGCCCCCACAACAGGCUAUGCAGCCGCAGCCUCCACCUAUGUGGGGACAACAGCCACAGACAGUCCCGCAGCCGCAGGUACCACCUCAACAAUCACAACCCCAACCGCAGCAGCAGAUGCAACCUCAGUACGCGUCCGCGCAGCCAGCGAGCGCAGAUGAGAUCCGCACUCUUUGGAUCGGAGAUUUACAAUACUGGAUGGAAGAGAGUUACCUCCACAGUUGUUUUGCUCAUACAGGCGAGGUUGUCUCUGUGAAAGUCAUCCGCAAUAAACAAAGCGGUCAGUCCGAGGGUUAUGGUUUUAUUGAGUUUGUUUCUCAUGCUGCCGCAGAUAGGGCCUUACAGUCCUACAAUAACACACCCAUGCCUAACAUCGAGCAGAAUUUUAGACUGAACUGGGCUACUUUCAGUUCCGGGGAGAGGCGUCAAGAUGAUGGUUCAGAUUUUCCAAUAUUUGUGGGAGAUUUGGCUGCCGAUGUUACGGAUUACAUGUUACAAGAGACGUUUAGGAGUCACUACCCCUCUGUCAAGGGUGCUAAAGUUGUGACUGAUAGAGCAACCGGACGAUCGAAGGGUUAUGGAUUUGUUAGGUUUGGAGAUGAAAGCGAGCAGAUUCGUGCCAUGACUGAAAUGACUGGGAUGUUCUGUUCGACAAGGCAAAUGCGUAUUGGACCAGCAACCACGAAAAAGACUGUGGGUGGCCAGCAGCAAAGUAAACCUUCUUACCAGAGUACUAUUCAAGGAACUCAGAACGAGAAUGAUCCCAAUAACACAACUAUAUUUGUUGGUGGUUUGGAUUCCAAUGUUACAGAGGACCUUCUGAGACAAGUUUUUGCCCAAUUUGGGGAGUUAGUUCAUGUGAAAAUACCGAUGGGAAAACGUUGUGGGUUUGUUCAAUUUGCAAACAGAGCUAAUGCUGAGGAAGCAUUGCUGAUGUUGCAUGGAACUCAAUUGGGGGGACAAAAUAUUCGACUUUCAUGGGGACGGACCCCUGCAAACAAACAGGACUCUGGGGGAUGGGUUCAGCCUCAGCCAGAUCCAAACCAGUGGAAUGGUGGUGGCGGGUAUUAUGGCUAUGCUCAAGGUUAUGAAUCCUAUGGAUAUGCAGCAGCUCCACAAGAUCCUAAUAUGUAUGCUUAUGGAGCAUAUCCAGGAUAUGGAAAUUACCAGCAGCAGCAGUGAUCUGCUUUAUCGGUGGGGGGUGAGGAUACAGCUGAUGGUGAUUGUCAUCCUGAGUCUAGAGGCAUAUGUGUAUUUAAGAGGGGACGAGGAGAGCGGAAUAUUCAUUGUGUAGUGUAAUCUAGUUUGCUGCUGUUCUUCAAGCAUCUUUACAGGGUCUUAGCUUUGGUUGGAAUCCUUUUUUCGGAAGGAGCUGUAAAGUUGGCUUGCUUGAUGCUGAUUGUUUAGGCUCUUGUUUAUCUUUAUGCUAGUCAUUCUCUUCUGUGUUUUCUUGCAAACAAGUUUCCUGACAGAUUUUUUAUAGACUAGCAAUCUUAUGGUUGAGAUGAAUUCUAUCUAUUUUAUAAACUUCCAGUAUUUGCAUCAAAGAUUGAGAUGUUUGAUGUAUUCUGGUUUCCAUGUGA
This is a messenger RNA of Telopea speciosissima, 1966 nucleotides long. RefSeq names its product polyadenylate-binding protein RBP45. Gene Ontology annotation, cellular component: cytosol. The record is from RefSeq and is a predicted model, not a curated record. Bases 270 to 1565 code for a protein of 431 amino acids. Gene Ontology annotation, molecular function: mRNA binding. The transcript has 7 exons. Lineage: Eukaryota; Viridiplantae; Streptophyta; Magnoliopsida; Proteales; Proteaceae.